This is a messenger RNA of Leishmania braziliensis MHOM/BR/75/M2904, 4278 nucleotides long. RefSeq names its product glycosyl hydrolase-like protein. The record is from RefSeq and is a predicted model, not a curated record. Gene Ontology annotation, cellular component: cytoplasm. Lineage: Eukaryota; Euglenozoa; Kinetoplastea; Trypanosomatida; Trypanosomatidae. Gene Ontology annotation, molecular function: mannosyl-glycoprotein endo-beta-N-acetylglucosaminidase activity; peptidase activity. The transcript has a single exon. Bases 1 to 4278 code for a protein of 1425 amino acids. Gene Ontology annotation, biological process: protein deglycosylation.
AUGUUCUCAUCGUCGUUGUCAUCGUCAUCAGCAACACGUAACACCGUGUCGCUCUACCGCUAUGACCUGACGCAAGGGAUGGCGCGCAGCCUCGGGCCAAUGCUGAUCGGGCAGGCCCUCGAGGGCAUCUGGCACACUUCCAUCGUCGUGUACGGACAGGAGUACUACUUCGAUGGCGGCGUCGGCAUCGUCGGCGACCCGAAUCCGGGCCACACGCGUUUUGGUCAGCCGUAUCGCAUCGAGGUGCUCGGGCAGACGGCGAAGAGUGAGGAGGAGUUCUUUGCGUGGACACAGCAGCAGCGCCGCGCCGGCUUCGGCCCCAACGACUACCGCAUUUUCGACAACAACUGCAACACCUUCUCGGAUGCGGCGUGUAUGUAUCUCCUCGGGCGUCACAUCUCGCAAGACGUGCUCGACAUGCUCCCCACGCUGCUCUCCACUCCCCUAGGGCAGAUGCUGCGGCCAGUGCUAGAGCAGGCCACGUCCAGUGGUGCAGGCAUUGGUGGCACUAGCAUGGUCGCUCCCGUCAGCUCUGCCCUCGCUCAUCCGCCACCACCGCCGACGACCGCAAGCGAUUGCGACAUGUGUGUUGGGCUACUGAGCACCCGUCAGACGGUGACAGAGACAGAUGAGGAGGACUUGAUGAUGGCGCAGGCGAUGCUGGAGAGCAAUGAGACCAUCGCGGAUGGGCACCUUAGCCCCGCCGAGGCGUUUGAAAAGACAAUCAGUGGUCUCACACUGCUGCGCACAGUAAUGCGGAAUAUUUGCGAGCACCCCAGCUACGCCAAGUACCGAGGACUGUCCAUCGAGAGCACCGCUUACCAGACAAAACUGAGGCCGCUCGAGGCAUAUGGGGUGACGGAACUGCUGCGCAUUGCAGGCUUUCGCCGUCGCUCGCACAGCAGCGGCGCUGGCGGUGUGCAGUGGUUCCUGUCGGACAGCGACGGCAGCGAAGCUGUGCUGCGUCGCGUGGCGGAGGUUCUCGAGGCGACCAUUGCGAACAUCCAGGGCGCUGCCGACGAGGCGGCCAAGAGGCGAGUCAGGGAGGAGAGCGACUCCUCAGCACAUUUGCCACGCCCCCCCUUAUCGCCUACUCUUGUAUCCAGCGUUGCACCGGCAGCGGGCCAUGCUGCGGCAUCGUUCGAGAUGUCGUUGCCGCCUGUGUCGAAGGACGGCGGUCAUGUGCAUAAGAGCAGCGUGAUCCAGUUUUGCUCGCCACCGUUUCCGGAGGACUGGACUCCGCUCCCUGUUGGCCAGGAGUCAGGGGCUCCACUCUUCUCUAUUCACUGCCUAGCCACGAGCUCUGUGGACGGUCUGUACUGCUUCGGCAAGUGCCGCCUCUCAGAAAACCAGCAGCAUGUGCAGGCGUACUACUGCAGCAGUGACGGCCGGGAAGUUGAGACACGCGGCGGGUACGAGGUGCUCUGCGUGCGGCGCGGGCAGGAAAAGGCGCUGACGUGGGUCCCAGCACCGUUGGCGUCCGCUGCGCAAACUCAGCAUAACUCCCGGUUUAUUUUUUCGGGCUACGGCCGCUUUGGUGUUGUUCGGGCGGAGUAUGGAGGCGGCGUGCACCCGGGUGUCAUGGAGCCGUCGGGCCGCUGCGUGGUGCCCUACGGCGGGCGCGCGGUGAUCGUUACUAACGACGCCGAGGUGCUCUGCGAGACGGCGAGGCUGCCGGCGGCGGUGCUGCAGGAGUUACAGGGCCUUGAGCGCGGAACGUAUUUGGCAGAGUUGUUGCGUGUCGCUAGUGGCCAGCCGAUUAACUCUUUUGAUGAGCUUCUGAACACAUGGCGACCACCAACGUUUUACAUGAGGCCGCGUUCACUGUGUCCUCACACCGUUCUCGAACCGAAGUCGGUGGAGUGGGGUGGAGCAGGGGACACCGCCAAGAGGAGUGCGACCGACGCUACAGGUCCUGAAUUUUCCUCCGCCGGCACUGAGUCAACGGCACCCGUUGCGUUGCCGCCGGCGACGCGCUUGCUUGUAUGUCACGACAUGGCUGGCGGCUACACGCGUGCUGACCGCCGUGCCUUUCUUUGCGAAGGUGCCCCAGUAGGGGCCACCCCAUCUGCGGCGGCGAUGGAAAAGGAUCCUAGGGCCACUUCUUACUCAUGCCUGCAGACGGUGGAGGGCGCGUACACGGUGAGGUACUGGAGUCGCGUUGACCACUUCGUGUACUUCUCGCAUCGACGGAUUAGUGUGCCGCCGCGCGAGUGGAUCGACAGCGGCCACAGCCACGGUGUCCCAGUGCUCGCUACCCUGAUCACCGAGGGAGACAGCAGUGCUGCGGACCUGAAGCUGCUCUUGACGGAUGCGAAGCGCAUGGCAACCAUUAUUGCUCGCCUCGUUGAGGUGUGCGACGCCUAUGGCUUUGACGGCUACUUUAUCAACAUCGAAAAAUGCCUGCCAGCGAGCCUGGCGAAGCGCCUCGUCGUUUUCUGCACACUUCUCCGCAAACAGCUGAACCGCCCGUCUUCAGCGACGCGUGGCGCCUUAUCUGUCACCCCCGCCACCAAUCGCCUCGUCAUCUGGUACGACGCAGUGACCAUAGAUGGGAGUCUGAAUUACCAGAACACACUCAACUCCCGUAACAAGGCGUUCUUCAACGUUAGCGAUGGCAUCUUCAUCAAUUACUUCUGGGAGCCAAUGAGCCUGCCGCUGAUCAAUACAGUCGCCGGCAACCGAGGCGCUGAUGUUUACGUUGGCGUGGACGUGUUUGGCCGGCGCAUGUAUGGUGGGGGCGGUUACAACACGCACGUCGCUGUCGCUAAAGCCACGGGCGCGCGCUUGUCAGUGGGGCUCUUCGCCCCUGGCUGGACGAUGGAGCACGAGAGCAAGGGCAAGCGCGACGGAUUCCACAUUGCAGAAAGUAAGAUGUGGUCCCGCGUACAGGAGAACUUCCCUUACCACGUCCGGCUCAUCUCACCUACAGCGGUCACUGCAGGUGCUCCGCAACUGUCCACCACAGACAACGCACAAGCUGCCCACGACGGACCAGCGCUCUGCGCGUGGACCUCAUUUCAGUCUGGCGUAGGCUAUGACUUUUACGUCAACGGCCGCCGCGUGACCGGCGGCGGUUCCACGGCUUCCGUGGUGGGUAUCAGCGGUUGGUGCGAGCUCUCCGCUGCGCACAGCCUCCCUCCGUUUCUCUUUGAGGCGCCUCCGUCGGCUCCGCCGAGUGGAGCGCUACCGCCUGCUGCAAGAGAAGCCGCGUCGAGCCACCCCGGCCCCUUUGCCUCAGUUCCCAUUCGGCUGCCGGUGACACCUCUCAAGGGCAACAUGUAUGGCUGUACCGCUAGUGCAGAGUGGCGCUACGACAAGGCGUGGUUUGGCGACUGCCAUCUCGCGUGUUUGGUGCCAUCAAUGGGGUCAGUCGAAGUGCUACGGUGGUACGUGCGUGACGCGCUACCGGCGACUUCCUUAAUCGAACUUCACAUUGAAAUGGUGUUUGACGAGACGGACGCCUCCGAGGAAGGGCCGAAGAUGCGCCGAGGGCUGCGGCUGGGGCUGUUUUCCUCCACACGGGGCACCUUCCAGGUAUCCAUCUGGGAGAGGGCUGCCGUGGCGGCUGCGGUGGCGGUGGAGGGCGUGAGCGGCCUCGUUGUUCGUGCGUCGCGAUCGAGAGAGGGUAGGCAUGAGGGCGAGGGCAACCCGAUAGGAGUCACCUGGGGAUGGGAGCGGGUGCACUAUCAGUUGUUUAACACCUCAACAGAAUCGCUUCACUUGACGUCCAUCUCCAUUGCCAACGGAGACCCCUGCCAAACGCUGAACUGCGGUGUGGGUGGCAUCGCCAUCUCUCACUGGCGUGUCACGACGCCGAUCGUGGCCACUGGUGCAGACGUGCAGGCAGUCUCGUUGGAGAGACCCUCUCUUUUGUGCGCUCAUGGUCCACAUUCCUGGACGCCCUACUACACCUUCCGAACGCGAAAGGCCUCCGAGCAAGUGCUUACUCUUGGAGGUGCGGACGAUGUCUUUGCGCGUCUUCGCGCCAAGCACGGGCUCCAUGCGACUAUUAUUGUGUUUGCCAGCGUCGCCAGCGCGACGGCAGAGCUGGGAGUAAACGACACUACAAGCGCAGAGGAGGAUGUGCAGGCUGCCGCUGUGGUGCCGUCUGACGCAAGACGUCGCGAGGAAUUCCACACAAUGUAUGUGGGGCAGUACUCUAUCCAUCCUGAUGCUGGCACCACGUACGAAGGUUCCCUGCUCAUUCCAGUGUCACUGCCGUCUGGCGUAGCUGUCGCACACGUGCAGUACUACACCGUACAAAAUGGCUACUGA